Molecule: messenger RNA, 462 nt
Organism: Echinococcus granulosus
Lineage: Eukaryota; Metazoa; Platyhelminthes; Cestoda; Cyclophyllidea; Taeniidae
Exons: 4
Coding region: 1-462 (153 amino acids)
Source: RefSeq, a predicted model, not a curated record
AUGCAUUUGUCUGUGGAAACAAAUGUUUACCAGUUAAAUUGGCUUAACCUAUCCGUAAAAAUAUUUGAUUUAUUUAUCUCCUUUGCACAAUUGUUUUUAUUCAUGCUGAAAAGAGUAAUACGCGUGGAAAAGUCUUCGAAAUGUGGAUUUAAUGAAAUGACACUUAAAAAUUCGAAAGAAUCUGCACGAAACGAAUUGGGAACUAAAUCACAAUUCACCUGUCAUCAACAAUUAGUACAAAUAUAUGAUGACAACAGAAGAUUUCAAAUAGCCCGCCUUCGUCGUGGAGGAGUGUUUCAAUUUUCAUCAGUCAAGGUUAGCCUAUUUCAUUUGCUGGAGUUGUAUGGUGAUAAAUCUCUCUUUUGUGUUUCAAAUGUAAUGCAAGAGGCCAGCAAUCGCUACUGUCUGUUGACCAUAGCAGACAAUAUCCGGAUUUUGUCUUCUGAAGGAUUUCUAAGGUGA